AUGGGCAGCAUAUUCUCCAAGACUACGCCCAAGGCACCAGCAACAGUGGCUACGGACACAAUCAUCCCCUUGAACACCAAUGAUGAUACUACCUUCAAUAGGGGCAUUGUCAUGGGUUUCAUGAUGCGCUUUGACAACGUCUUGAACCCAGAAAAGCUGCACUCGUCACUUAAGAAGCUGCUAGGCCGUGAGGGAUGGCGAAAGCUUGGUGCCAGAAUAAGACUGAACUCUCAGAACAAGCUUGAGUACCAUGUCCCUCAGCUAUACAAUGCGGAAAGACCAGCUAUUGCGUACUCGCACCAGAGGCACGACUGCAGCAUCAAACAUCAUCCGCUUGCUUCGCGGCUACCGAAAGCAACCUCAAGCCCAGCAGUUAUAGGGACUCCACCAGAAAAGUUCCAGGAUUUGAUGCGAAGAUCAGAUGGCCCCAAGUCGAUGCAAGACUACAUCUAUCGCGAUGAACCUCAGCUGAGUCUGCACAUCGUCUCCUUCGAUGACGCGACGCUUGUCAGUUUGACAUGGCUGCACACUUUAUGGGAUGGGAUCGGAAGGCAUGAACUUCUGACUGCGUGGACUGCCAUUCUCGAGGGUCGCGACGAUGAUGUCAAAGUCUUCCACGGGUUUGACACAGAUCCCCUGGAAGAGCUGGGAAAGAACCCUACAGAGCCAUUUGUUCUAGCUGAGCAGCGCCUUUCAGUCUGGGGACUGGUCCGACUCGUUCUGUGGUACAUUUGGGACAUCCUCCGUCAUCCUUUUGAAGAAUCGCGCAUUGCUUGUAUACCGGCAGUGUACAUCGAAAAACUCAAGAAAAAGGUCAACCAAGAGUUAAGUGAACAGAGUACCGGCCCAGACAAAUUAUUCGCCAGCGAGGGAGACAUCGUUACCGCCGUUAUCGGCCGCCUAUGGUCGCAACAUCUGCCUACAAACACCAACAAACCGAUUGUCCUCGGAAACGUCAUCAAUAUACGUCGUGCGCUCGCUCAGGACAUUCUUCCAGAGAAGACCGCUUUCAUAUCAAACGCCACAUCCCUGAUCAUAACUACCAUCACCGCAGAGGACCUCUGGACAAAGCCGCUGAGCUACACAGCUGCCGCGAGCAAGGGACUCGAGCGCAAAUUGAAGCUCGCAAAGCCCUAG
Molecule: messenger RNA, 1137 nt
Organism: Colletotrichum fioriniae
Lineage: Eukaryota; Fungi; Ascomycota; Sordariomycetes; Glomerellales; Glomerellaceae
Source: RefSeq, a predicted model, not a curated record